Molecule: messenger RNA, 906 nt
Organism: Yarrowia lipolytica CLIB122
Lineage: Eukaryota; Fungi; Ascomycota; Dipodascomycetes; Dipodascales
Biological process (GO): mitochondrion organization
Cellular component (GO): mitochondrion; membrane
Source: RefSeq, a predicted model, not a curated record
AUGAACAACCCCAACUGGAAAAAAUUCAGCAACCAGCUCAACCAGCUGCAGCGACAGGCCCAGAAGGGUGCCGGAGGUGCCGGAGGCCCCAAGUUUGUCGGCGUCGGAGGCCUGGUCGUUCUGGCAAUUGCUGCCGCCACCAUCAACUCGUCUCUUUUCAACGUGGAUGGUGGUUCUCGAGCCAUCAUGUACAACCGAAUCGGCGGUAUCUCUCCCCGAAUUUACCCCGAGGGAACCCACAUUGCCAUUCCCUGGUUCCAGAGCCCCAUCAUCUACGACGUGCGAGCCAAGCCUCGAAAUGUGGCUUCUCUGACCGGUACCAAGGAUUUGCAGAUGGUCAACAUCACCUGCCGAGUGCUGUCUCGACCCAGCAUCUCGGCUCUGCCUACUAUCUACCAGACCCUUGGCAAGGACUACGACGAGCGAGUUCUGCCCUCUCUGGUCAACGAGGUGCUCAAGUCUGUGGUGGCCCAAUUCAACGCCUCCCAGCUGAUCACCCAGCGAGAGCGAGUCUCCCGGUUGGUCAAGGAGCAACUCAUCAAGCGAGCCUCCAAGUUCAACAUCCUGCUGGAUGACGUGUCACUCACAUACAUGACCUUCUCGCCCGAGUUCACCGCCGCCGUCGAGGCCAAGCAGAUUGCCCAGCAGGAGGCCCAGCGAGCCGCCUUCAUUGUCGACCGAGCUCGACAGGAGAAGCAGGGAGCCAUUGUCAAGGCCCAGGGAGAGGCCCGAUCCGCCGAGCUGAUUGGUGAUGCCAUCAAGAAGUCCAAGGACUACGUUGAGCUCAAACGUCUGGAUACCGCCCGAGAGAUUGCCCACGUGCUUGCCAAGUCCGGCAACAAGAUCAUGCUGGAUAACGACUCUCUGCUUCUCAACGUGGCUAACGAUUUUAGAUCGAAGAAGUAA